CUUACUCACGGGCCAUGACAAUUAUUCGCCAUCUUAUAUCUCCCGCCUCUUUCGAACUUUACAAAACAAUCAAACUGUUCGAAGCAUUCGUAUAACUCGUAUAUUUCAAAUCACAACAUCAGACCGAGACCAUCCAUCAUGAAGUACCUCAAUCUUGCCUUUACAGCCGGCUUGGCUGCCGCCGCUACGAUCCGCAUCGAUUCAGGACCAGGACUGGUGUUCAAACCCGAGGAUAUUACCGCCAAGAAAGGCGAUAUUCUGGAAUUCCACUUCCUGCCCAUCAACCACAGCGUGGCGCAAGGCGACUUCAACAACCCGUGCCAGAUGCCUACAUCAGGCGGUUUCUUCUCGGGAUAUAUUGCAACGAAGGAUACCGAGUCUCCCACGGUUUUCCGUGUAACCGUUAACGAUACCGAACCAAUCUGGUUCUACUGCACUCAAAACUUCCACAGCCACUGCCAAGGCGGCAUGGUGGGCGUUGUGAACGCCCCAUCUGGGACCAGUGGGAACAACACCCUCGCUGCCUACAAAUCCGCCGCUGCCAACUUUCAAGGCAUGGCAGGCGACGCCAUGAUGGCUUUUGGGGGUGAGGUUAUGCAGGCGGGUACGUCGACUGGGGGAAGCGGCACGGGGUCGGGCACGGGAACAAACACCGUGACUACGCCGUCGGCGAGCAUGAGUAACAUGCCGGGAAUGAAUAUGAACGCUGCUGGAAAUGUGAAAGUUGCUACCAUGGGAGUGUUGGGGGCUCUGGGGCUGGCCGUAUUUGGCUUGGCUUGAAUGCUGAGCGAACAAGAUAGAUAGGUGCUCGAGGACGGGUUCCUUGUUGGGAGUUUUGUCUUCGCAAAUUAUCUGUACAGGUGGUGUUCUCGAGAGAGACAGUUGUGUGACAGGUGGGGUAUAUGGCUACACAUUGUGUGAUCUGUAAAUCUUUCAAUUUUGGAACAUGCGAUCCGUCAAGUUUCUGCUCAUUUACUUGAAGUUUGUAUCUCAAAAGGUA
This is a messenger RNA of Pseudomassariella vexata, 1000 nucleotides long. Its product is annotated as Cupredoxin. The record is from RefSeq and is a predicted model, not a curated record. The transcript has 2 exons. NCBI's taxonomy places the organism in Eukaryota, Fungi, Ascomycota, Sordariomycetes, Amphisphaeriales, Pseudomassariaceae. Bases 139 to 780 code for a protein of 213 amino acids.